Messenger RNA from Haliotis rufescens (red abalone), 16110 nucleotides. RefSeq lists its product as uncharacterized. Gene Ontology annotation, biological process: proteolysis. Gene Ontology annotation, molecular function: cysteine-type peptidase activity; protein binding. Lineage: Eukaryota; Metazoa; Mollusca; Gastropoda; Lepetellida; Haliotidae. Bases 717 to 13505 code for a protein of 4262 amino acids. The record is from RefSeq and is a predicted model, not a curated record. The transcript has 11 exons.
ACUGUUUCUUAAUCGUCCGAAAACCCGUAACACGGGGAUACAUUAGUAGGAAAUACAAACUAAAGGCGUUAACACUUAUAAACGUUUAUGCCGUUCUGUAAAGAGGUAGUCUGAUACCAAAUGUUGCCACGUGGUAGGUACGCUAUCAUCACGUGACUUUAUUUGACGUCUGUUUCCUUUUGUUGUUUUUGAGAUCAUUUCUGGACGAAUGGUCGAGUUCUGGGAAAAUGUCCCUUUGGAAUACAUUAGGAAUCUCUCCCAAUUCCAACAUGUAUAUAUGUUGAAAAUGUUGAUCAAGGGCGAAUUUAAUAACCAAAUAUUGGGGGAGGUGAGGGACACCUGAUUCACUACAAGGGCGUGUACAAGUCGGUGGUAGGCGGACCAUGUGACUUCGUUUGUCCCUCCUGACAUACAUCACCCGGAUCCGUCACGUGAUUGACCUCGAACACAUCCGUGCACUUCUCGGAUAGACAGAUAUAUAGUCACUUAUAUAGCUAUCUUGAACAUGAUUCAGCCUAUCUAAACAAAAAUCAUUUCCGAGAUUGAGUUCUCUACACCCGUUUGCGCCAUUGGCAUCAGCUCUGAAUUAAUCACGUGAUAUCUAUCGACCUACUUGUUGGAGCGGCGUGUAUAUCACGGAUCCUAUACAACAUGACACACAAUAUGCGAAGCCUUGCAUAAAGUACAGUAUCCUGUUAUGGGUUGACCUAUGCAGCAUGACCUACUCUCACAAGAACACGUCCUUCGACACCCAGGAGGUCCUGCAAAUACUGCAUGAGCCAGACUGGACACGGGUCAUCAGGCAGCCGCCGGUCAAGCCAAGGGCAGGAGAUGUGUUCCUCUAUCACUUCACAGAGGAAAGCAAGAAAGAUGACUGGAAGUGUGACCAGUACCACUUUCACCAUGAUGGCACCAGGAAGCAACCCAAGAGGAACCCAAAGUUCAACAAGACGUUUUUUGUCAUCAGGACGAGUCAUGGCAAAGACAGCCGGUUCAAGAAACAUGCUUACAUUCUGCUGGGAGAUAGUGGCAAUCUUGUCCUGUUCCAGUAUCUGGGAGAUCACUCUGUGGCACUAGACUUGCCUCAUGGGAACUCCAGGGACCCCGCUCAGAUAUACACGCGUCUAUGUCCGUCCGUCAUCAGAAGCAUCAAGAAUGUCUCAAUCCGAGUAAAAGAGACGUUCAAACAGAUGGAGAAGGAUGCUGGGACGUCAGCAGCACCGAUGAUCAACAAGCCGCGAUCAUUAGAACAGAUCAGAAACAUCCGAUUCCGGGAAAGACAGAAAAAUAAAUUGAAAGGAAAAGGAAAGAAAAAGAAAAAGAAGAAAAUGUUGGUAAAAAGAAAUGACAAUGAGACAGAAGAGCAGACCCCAUUACUUAAAGAUGCAAUAGGUGAUGACAAUGAGCAGAUAUCAACGAGGGAUGAUUCAACAGAUGUGCAGUCUCCGCACAACAGUGAUGUUUCACCCAAUACCCAGAAUAAGCUGCUCGAACUAGCUGAUGUGUGCUCUAACAGGUAUGUUGAAAACCAGACCACCCCGGAAGAUCUGGAGGGUAAGGAGAAUGGACAUGCUGACUCAGCACCCUUGGGCACACCGAAAUCUACACACACGGAUGCAGGUCAACAUUGCAGUGCUGACAUGGAUAACAUGAAGGGUAAAUACCCGGAACACGUUUCUGAAGACGAUGUCAUUCAGUCAGCAGAUGGAACUGGUCACUGGUCCACACAGGCAGGAGCUGCAGACUCUCCUUCAGGAUGCGAGGACCCCUUGGACAGUGCUAAUGUUGACACAGAACAUACAACCGAUCAUACAUACAGUUCUGCUACAUAUCUCCAAGAUCAGGGCGUGUCUUCCAGCAGUCAAGCCAGUAACAUCAGCAUCGGCGGGAGAACCAGAACUCAGAAUCACUCAUCAAUCUCGUCAAACAAAGAUUUAGUCCCAGAUUCUCCCUCUGAAAAUUUACAAACGGGGUGUAAUUUUCCCCUAACAGGCAUUAACUCCUGCACAUUGGAAGUUUUCAUUCAAGAUACCAAAACCAGCGGGCAGUUACAAACAGUUCGAGACAAAUUAUUUGAGAUUGAAAAAGAAUGGCAGUGUUCUAGAGCCAUUGCUAAUACUGCCAAUCAAAUUGGAGCUUGUGAAAUCGCUGUCCAGAAUCAUUUGCCUGUCAGUAUCACAGAAACAAAUCCCUUUUGCCCUUCUGUGAUGACAGUACAAGCUGGAAGUAAAUCUGAUCAAGACUCUUCCUGUCAAUUUUCUAACGUGACAUCUGUACCUGACUCUGUAACAUCAUUCCUAUCACAAGUCAAAUCGGCAUGGACUGCUCAAUUCAACAUGACAAGAAGCUUUCUGGGUAGCACAAUGCAUGGACAGUGUUUGUCGGAGAUGCUACAUGGUUCUCUCGACCUUCUUGCAGCAGUGCUUGUAGGAGCCUACAGCACCCGCUGUACCCCUGUCUCACUACUGGAGACCCUGUAUUCACACCCACACCACCUGGAGGAGAUUACGCCUCUCCAUGCAGAGGUAGACCCUGAUGCUAAGUACAACAUUGGAAACUACACUUUGUCGGGAAGGGACAUCAAUAGGCUUGAAGGUUCAUCAUGGUUAGACGACAGUGUCAUUCAUUCAUAUCUGCAUCUCCUCACGGUGAAAUAUAAGCAGCAGUAUGGCGGCAAGGUGUUUGUCUUGGAAUGCUUCCUGGCCACGCUAUGGGAGAACCACAAUUACACAGAGUGGCUGUUCCAAAAGGAGCACCUGAUUGACUAUGAUUGGAUCAUGAUGCCGGUGUGCCGCAGCAGUCACUGGGCGUUGAUGGCAGCCAACGUCAAAGACAGAGCCAUCAGUGUCAUCGACUCCAGACCUUCAGUUCAUCGUCAGACAAGCCUGGUACAUCACUGGAUGAAGUACAUGCAGUGUCGCAGUGACCAGACAGGGGAGGAUCUGUGUGUGUGGCAGGAGUCUCACUGUCCUGUCUUCCCACAAACUGACGGCAGCAGCUGUGGAGUGUUUGUUCUUAUGUGUGCUGAGGCGUUGUUAUCUGGAGUCCAUCCGGCAGUAAUGAGGAAUUACCAUGUUAAUGGGUACAGACAAUACAUAAAGAGCAGACUCAUGUCAGCUGUGCAGGUGGCUGAGGACAUCUCAUUGAUGGAAGAUAUGGAGGGUGCACCACUGACAGUUAGAGAAGUGGUGCAGGUGUCUGAGGACAUCCACUUGGUGGAAGAUAAGGAGGGUGCACCACCGACAGCUGGAGAAGUGGUGCAGGUGUCUAAGGACAUCCACUUGGUGGAAGAUAUGGAGGGUGCACCACCGACAGCAGGAGAAGUGGUGCAGAUGUCUGAGGACAUCCACUUGGUGGAAGAUAUGGAGGGUGCACCACCGACAGCAGGAGAAGUGGUGCAGGUGUCUAAGGACAUCCACUUGGUGGAAGAUAUGGAGGGUGCACCACCGACAGCAGGACAAGUGGUGCAGAUGUCUGAGGACAUCCACUUGGUGGAAGAUAUGGAGGGUGCACCACCGACAGCAGGAGAAGUGGUGCAGGUGUCUAAGGACAUCCACUUGGUGGAAGAUAUGGAGGGUGCACCACCGACAGCAGGAGAAGUGGUGCAGGUGGCUGAGGACAUCCACUUGGUGGAAGAUAUGGAGGGUGCACCACCGACAGCAGGAGAAGUGGUGCAGAUGUCUGAGGACAUCCACUUGGUGGAAGAUAUGGAGGGAGCACCACCGACAGCAGGAGAAGUAAUGCAGGUGUGUGAGGACAUCCACUUGGUGGAAGAUAUGGAGGGAGCACCACUUAUAGCAGGAGAAGUGGUGCAGAUGUCUGAGGACAUCCACUUGGUGGAAGAUAUGGAGGGUGCACCACCGACAGCUGGAGAAGUUUGUCCAGUGGACAGUGAGAGACAAGGCAGAAGACUUGCAACAGAAGUUGGGCAGCUGAUCAACAUAUCUGUAGUGACACCCACAUCUACGACUGCACCGGUCUUAUGUGCUGCCACUGAUGUGGAGAGUAUGACAGAAGAAUUAAGGUCUGCAUCUAAAGAGGAAACAACUUCUGAGAAUGUAAAAUCAAAUGACUCACAAAGGUCAUCGUCAAAGGAUGUGAUUGUUCUCGAUACUGAGUCUGCACAUGCUCAAGGAGCUGGCUCAGCUGAUACACAAUCUCCUCUGUUAGAUCCUGACCUACAGCCAUCAGCAGAUCUGAAAUCACAGUGCCAGAUGUUAUUUCAAAAACACAAGAUCCAUUUUGCUGCCCUUACAGUUGUUUGUCUGCAAGAUGGAAAACUCAGCAUGUCACAUGUUGAAGAAGCAUCUGAGAACUCGUUACUUAAAACCCACAUGAUGUGGGCAAGCACCUUGUCAGGAGCUGAUAGCAUUAAGCUGAAUAACAUGUUUACAACAUCGCUGCAUCACAUGAGAGGAAAUCUACUGACGGAAUCCGAUGGGAUAUUUACACUUCAGAAUAUAUAUGCAAUUACAAUUGUCACUGCCAUACUGACAGAUCAUUCAGCAGAUUACAUGGACAUCAUCGAUAUCAUGUUCCUGUACAGGCAUGUCAGACUGCUGGACGAACACUCUGCUUCCUGUGAGAAGUUUGUCAUCUGUUUGAGUAGAUUCCAACAGAGGCUUUUGAUGAAGAGAUUUUCACAUGAGAUACUCCAGCAUAGGUUUGCCUUCGUCCUGUCACAUGAGGCAUGUGGAUCUCACUCAUUUUGUGUUCGACUUUUGAAGGAAGUCCAGAGUGGGAUGGAGGAGGAUACUUUGAAAGACUUGGUCCAGACAUCUGACAGAAUACAUGGUUGUUCCUUCUCUCAUUGGCUGUCAAUGGGAAAGCACCUGGAACUGUAUAGAUCAGUGGCUGUGUUCCUGUCAGAUAGUGACACUUGUGAAUGUAUGAUAGGUUGUUGUCUGACAGGAAAUGCUGCCCUCCUGGAGCUAAUACUCCAAACGAUGGAUUCCGAGGUAGCAAAUUCAGCCCUGCCAAAGUGUCGAUAUCUACCUGUUAUCGCUGAGCCAAGUGACAUAAAAAUACUUGACACGCACCUGCUGCCUCCGCUCCAUCUGGCUUGUUACUAUGGCAACCGAACUGUUGUUUCUAUUCUAACUGAGCAUAACUUUGAAAUCAACAAGCAGGUUUCAGGUGGCAAGGAAGAUGGAGCAAUACCAGCUGAAUCCACACCAAUCUCUGUGGCUUCACUCCAAGGACACACAAGUACUGUGGAACUCCUGCUGAAGCAUGGAGCCAACGUUGAAGUUGUUGAUGUCAAUUACAACACUCCUCUGCACAUCGCAUGCAUUCAGAGACAUAGAGACAUUGUCACUACUAUGGUUGCAGCCUGUAGAGGAAUUAUGUCUGAGAGAAAUAUUGACGGGAACACUCCAAUUCAUUUAGUUUGUCAGACAGGAGACAUUAAUAUUGUUGAAAUUCUUUUGAAUCUUGAUUGCGAUUGCUCUUUGUUGAACUAUGGUAACUACCUACCACUUGAUAUAGCAUGUGAGCAAGGGGAUGAAGGUGUGGUAAAGGCAUUGCUACACAAGUGGGGUUACCCAGUACCAUAUGACGGAUCCGACACACCCCUGCACAAAGCAUGUCGAGCAGGCUUCCCAUGGAUUGUACAGCUCCUUCUUAUGUAUGAUGCGGAAAGAUCAGUAAAUGUGGAUGCUGGACACCCACUGUUGAUAGCUAUUAAACAGAACAGGCCUUGCAUUGCAAGUAUGUUGAUGACAAAGAAGACAUCCAUGUUAGUGUUGGAUGGUUAUGGUAACACAGUUCUGUGGAGUGCCUGUAAAGGGGGACAUGUGGAGAUAGUGAAACUAUUGGUGGAGAAUGGGCUGGAUGUAUCACAGUCUGAUUAUGAUAACACAGCUCUGGAGAGUGCCUGUGAAGGGGGAGAUGUGGAGAUUGUGAAACUAUUGUUGGAGAAUGGGCUGGAUGUAUCACCGUCUUAUUAUGGUGGCAGAGCUCUGUGCAGUGCCUGUAAAGGGGGACAUGUGGAGAUUGUGAAACUAUUGUUGGAGAAUGGGCAGGAUGUAUCACAUUCUUAUUAUGGUAACAGAGCUCUAGAGAGUGCCUGUGAAGGGGGACAUGUGGAGAUUGUGAAACUAUUGUUGGAGAAUGGGCUGGAUGUAUCACAGUAUGAUUGUUGUGGCAGAGCUCUAGAGAUUGCCUGUGAAGGGGGACAUGUGGAGAUAGUGAAACUAUUGGUGGAGAAUGGGCUGGAUGUAUCACAGUAUGAUUGUUGUGGCAGAGCUCUAGAGAUUGCCUGUGAAGGGGGACAUGUGGAGAUAGUGAAACUAUUGGUGGAGAAUGGGCUGGAUGUAUCACAGUAUGAUUAUGGUGACACGGCUCUAGAGAUUGCCUGUGAAGGGGGACAUGUGAAGAUUGUGAAACUAUUGGUGGAGAAUGGGCUGGAUGUAUCACAGCCUGAUUAUGGUGACACGGCUCUAGAGAUUGCCUGUGAAGGGGGACAUGUGGAGAUAGUGAAACUAUUGUUGGAGAAUGGGCUGGAUGUAUCACAGUAUGGUUAUGCUGGCAGAGCUCUAGAGAUUGCCUGUGAAGGGGGACAUGUGGAGAUAGUGAAACUAUUGGUGGAGAAUGGGCUGGAUGUAUCACAGUAUGAUUAUGGUUACUAUCUGUGGAGUGGCUUUAAAGAGGGGCAUGUGGAGAUAGUGAAACUAUUGAUGGAGAAUGGGCUGGAUGUAUCACAGUCUUAUUAUGGUGGCAGAGCUCUAGAGAGUGCCUGUGAAGGGGGACAUGUGAAGAUAGUGAAACUAUUGUUGGAGAAUGGGCUGGAUGUAUCACAGUCUGAUUAUGGUGGCAGAGCUCUAGAGAGUGCCUGUGAAGGGGGACAUGUGAAGAUAGUGAAACUAUUGUUGGAGAAUGGGCGGGAUGUAUCACAGUAUGAUUAUGGUUACUAUCUGUGGAGAGCCUGUAAAGGGGGACAUGUGGAGAUAGUGAAACUAUUGAUGGAGAAUGGGCUGGAUGUAUCACAGCCUGAUUAUGGUAACACGGCUCUAGAGAGUGCCUGUAAAGGGGGGCAUGUGGAGAUAGUGAAACUAUUGGUGGAGAAUGGGCUGGAUGUAUCACAGUAUGAUUAUGGUGGCAGAGCUCUAGAGAGUGCCUGUAAAGGGGGACAUGUGGAGAUAGUGAAACUAUUGGUGGAGAAUGGGCUGGAUGUAUCACAGUAUGAUUAUGGUGGCAGAGCUCUAGAGAGUGCCUUUAAAGGGGGGCAUGUGGAGAUAGUGAAACUAUUGAUUGAGAAUGGGCUGGAUGUAUCACAGUCUGAUUAUGGUGGCAGAGCUCUAGAGAUUGCCUGUGAAGGGGGACAUGUGGAGAUAGUGAAACUAUUGGUGGAGAAUGGGCUGGAUGUAUCACAGUCUGAUUAUGGUUACACAGCUCUGUUGAGUGCCUGUGAAGGGGGACAUGUGGAGAUUGUGAAACUAUUGUUGGAGAAUAGACUGGAUGUACCACAGUCUGAUCAUGGUGUUUCAGUUCUAGGGAGUGCCUGUGAAGGGGGACAUGUGGAAAUUGUGAAACUUUUAUUGAAAUUGUUGCUGAAGAAAUGUGUGGAUGUGUCCUUCACUUUCAAAGUUUUGUUAAGAGUCUGCGCAAACAGACAAACUGAUAUAUUUAGGUGUUUCGUCGACAGAAUGGAAACAGAACAACGACUGUGUGAUAUAUUUAGUCAACAGGACGAAGAUGGAAACACAGUUAUACAUUAUUGUUGUGUUACAGGCAGCAGGGAUGAAAUUUUGAUGCUCCUGACUAAAGUCCCAUUUUCUGUCUUCAACAUGGUUAAUGUUAAUGGAGACACACCACUAGAUCUAGCAGUGAAACAUGGUCAUAUACACAUAGUGAGAGAUCUUAUUACUUUUACGGAAAUAAGUUAUGCAGCACCUAAACUGUUCAAAAUGGCUAUUAGACUUGGUGAUGCACAUACAGUAAUGCUGUUGUCAAAGAGAUCUGUUGGAAAAAUAAUUGGAAAUAACUGGAACAAAGAGGAACUCAUGAAACUUUUGAAGGAUGUAGCUAAUGAAGGUAGUUUUGCUAUUUACCAGAUUCUCAGCAACAUGUUACAAAAAGCAUUGAACACAAAAAAGUUGGAAUCUUGGUGUCCAUCAGUUCAUAUUUGUAAAGACCUUAUUCAAAAUGGGUGUUGUGCAUCUGAUGAUGUUAUGACAAAGCUGUUGGGCAUGAAGAAUGCUCUUCUGUUGGACAUGUUAAUAGAUGUGGGAUAUUUGAGGACAAGCAAUACCAUUCACAGUACAAAAGCCAUGGAUAUAGCAUGUAAGCUAGGACUAGCAAAUAUUGUUGAAAAGAUAGCCCUUUUUGGUGUUCCUGUCAUCUGCCAGAAUAAUCCUGGCCAAAUGUUUUUGCAUACGGCAUGCAGGUAUGGCCAUGACAAUAUCACAAGUCUGCUCAUCAACAAAGGUGCAGAGGUAAACCAAGCUGAUGAUAGUUUGAAUACACCUUUGCACAUAGCAUGCAGAAAUGGAAAUAUAUCAAAUAUAAGAAUUCUUUUAGAAGCCAGUGCACAUGUCAAUGCAAGAGACACCAAUGGCGCAACACCCCUUCUGUUAGCAUGUAAGUUGAGACACAGCAAGGUUGUCAAACUAUUGAUGGAUGUUGGAGCAGAUGUAUCAACUUCAAAUGAUGCUGGUGAAACAUGUCUCCAUUUGUGCUGUGAACGAGGAAAACUGUCUCUAGUUGAAAUGCUUCUGGAUGCAGGAGCACCUGUAGACAGCAAGGGACCUAAUGACAUAACCCCACUUCUGAUAGCAUCAAAGCAUGGAUAUACAGACAUUGUAAAAACACUUGUGCGUCAUGGUGCUAAAGUAUCUAAUAUAGACAUUAAUGCCAAUUCAUGUCUUCAUCACUUUUGCCGACUUGGAAAAACUGAAACAGUGAAAUUUUUACUUGAUGCUGGAGGUAAUGCGUCUAUUGCAAACAAGGUAGAAAUGACAUGUUUUCACAUAGCAUGCCUGAUGAACCAUCUGCAGCUUGUGGAUAUGCUGCAAGGAUAUGCACCAGCUAUUACCUACAACCAAAGUCAACAAUUCCAAAUAAUGUCAAAAUCAUGUAAACGUGGACAAGACUCAAUCGUUGACCUAUUAGUAAAGAAUGGAUGGAAUCCGUCCAUUACAAAUGGGAAGAAUGAAACACCUCUGCAUAUGGCCUGCAAAUACAGACAGACACUUGUACUAAGGGUUCUGUUGAGACACAAUGCUAAUGUUUUUGCAAAAAGCGAUACAGGAGACAUACCAUUCACAAGUAUCCUUGCUUGUCCUCGGAUGUUCAAGGUGUUUUGUCAAGUGUACCCAGAUGUAUCCAUGUGUGAUGAUGAAAGGAACAGUGUUCUACACCAAGCGUGUAUGAAAGGACUCCAAGAGUGUGUUGGUAUCCUGUGUGAGAGGGGAGCAAGGGUAGACAUUAAAAACAGCCUUGGCUAUUACCCAGUUCAUGUGGCUGCUGAAAACAAUAAUGCCCCCAUCUUGAAAACUCUCUUGAAAUAUAAUGCUGAUAUAUCAGUCAAAGAUAAUGAAAAUCAAACCCCUCUUCAUCAUGCUUGUGAUGAGGGUCGCACCGAAUCUGUUUCUAUGUUAAUUGAAGCAGGAGCUGACAUUGAUGCCAGAGAUUCACAUUCAUCAACACCUUUACACCUUGCUUGUAGAAAUGGACAUCUUCCUGUUGUACAGUUCCUGACAGAGAACAACGCAGAUAUCAACCAUCUUGAUAAUCAACACAACUCUGGCCUUUGUAUUGCCUGUGAGAACGGUCAUGCAGACAUUGCAUCAUAUUUGUUUGGAAAGGGUGUUUCAAUUCACAUCAAGGGACAUCGUGGAAACACACCACUCCACAGAGCAUGCUCCCAGGGCCAUGCCACCAUUGUAGAACAGUUGCUUUUGAAUGGGGCAGAUCCACUAGUAGAAAACACAAAUGGAAAUAUUCCUUUGUAUCAUGCUGUCCUCUGGGGCCAUGUUAAAGUUAUAAGGGUACUUCUCGAUAAAUGUCUGCCAUUGUUUCAGCUACAUGUCAAAGGUCACAGAUUUCUUAAAGAAGCGUGUGCACGAGGUCAUCUUGACGUAAUACAAGACCUCCUUGAUCAUGGUGCAGGUGCGUCACUUCAACAAUGUGACAUGAGGCCACUAGUGAAUGCUGCACUGGAGACUAACAGACUUGAGUGUCUUAUCAAGAUAGUGAAAGAUGUCCUUGAUGAUGCAGAUGUUAACGGGAAAACCAUCCUCCAUAUACUGUGUGAAUCUGACAAUACUCCCCUGGACUGGAUUAAGAAGGUUGUUGAAUGUGGGUCAAAUGUGUGUCCACCUAGCUCAAAGGAUGGGAAAUUGCCCCAACAUAUAUGCAGUGAAAAUGGGAGAGAGGACAUCCUGCACUUUAUACUUGACAAGGGUGGUGACAAACUUGCUAAAGACAAUGCUGGUUGGACUGUACUUCACUAUGCCUGUGUGAAUGGGAACUUUGUCCUUGCAGAAUGGCUGAUUAAGGAUGGAUUUGAUAUAAAUAUUCAAGACAACUCUGGAAAUUCCCCACUGGAUUUGGCAAUAUUGAAUAGCAGAUAUGAAAUAACUUGUCUUUUUGAUCUUUCAUAUAUAUGUACACAACAUAAUGCACAUUUAAACAGUCACUCAGUCAGGCACAUCUGUUGUGAAAAUCAGGUAGAAUUUUUGUCAUUGUGCCUCAAAUGCAGGGUAAUGUUUAACUGCGACCUGACAGGUAACAGCCUCCUCCAUGUGGCAUGUGAUGAAGGGAAACCAGAGAUUGUUCAACUGCUCACAUCAGCUGGAUGGUUUCCAUGUGAGACAAAUGCAAUAGGAGAGACCCCGGUACACUUAGGAUGUGGAGAUCCAAACAUUUUGGCUGUUAUAUUCAACACAGUUCUAGACAGGCAACUUUCCAAGAAGAUGAUGAUGACUCAAGACACGGAUGGCAAUACACCUUUACAUGUUGCUACAUAUGAAAGGUGUUCUGAAAAUGUGGCAUUGCUGCUGGAAAGAGGGGCAGAUGUAAACAUUGUAAACAUGCACAAGCAAACGGUCUUGCAUGUGGCAUGCCAGUGUGGGGAUGAAAAUAUAGUAGCUUUGUUUCUAUCAGCGAAAGCAGAUAUAUGUGCACUAGAUGCACACGGUGACACACCAUUGCAUACUGCUUGCCAAGAAGGACACAUCAAUGUCCUUAAACUUCUCUUACUUCAUGGAGGUAUGUUAGACUGUGUUAACAAACAAGGACAAACAGUCCUUCACAUUGCAUGCGCUUCUGGUCAACCAAGUCUUCCUGACAUUUUGGAAGUGGUUGCUGAUAAAGAUGCUUUGAAACGAGCACUUUGUGUCAAAGACUGGGAAGGAAACACACCUAUACAUGUUGCUGCAGGUGUAAACUGGUCAGAAGAUAUGAAUCAUCUCGUAAAGGUUGCAGAUGUUAGUAUGCGGAACAACGUCAAUCAAACUGCUCUACACAUAGCAUGUACAGAAGGAAACAAGGCAGCUGUUCACUGUCUCCUCCGGGCUGGAUCAAACGUAGCUGAAACAUACCUCAUAGGGGACACACCACUCCAUAUUGUGUGUCACAAUGGAUGUCUUGAUUUGGUAAAGAUGGUCAUUCAACAUGGAGGUGACACUGAGGCUGUUAACAAGGCAGGGAGAACACCACUGCAUGAAGCAGCCUUCUGUGGACAUGUGGACGUAGUGAAAUAUCUCAGUGAAUGUGGUUGUGAUAUUAAGGCACUAGAUAAUACAGGAAAUAGUGUUCUGCAUCUGGCAUGUAAAUCUGGAAGCUCUGGCACAGUGGAAAUGUGUCUUGCUGAAAAGGUUAAACCAAACAUAUAUGGCAACACCCCUCUCCAUGUUGCUGCCGGGUCUAGCAACAAAGAUGUGGUAACAAUGAUUCUAUUGAAAGGAUAUAAUGUGAAUGCUGCCAACAAGCAUGGAGAAACACCGCUUUUCUUUGCCUGUUAUCAUGGAAGGACUAUCACAGCUACAGAAUUACUCCGAUCUGGGGCUGAGAUGGAUGUUUCUAACACUGAAGGAUACACACCAUUACACAUGGCCAGUCUGAUGGGACAUCUGGACACAGUGCUUCUUCUUCUGGCAUUCAAACCUAAUCUUGAAGUGAGAUCAUGCAGUGGGAGCACCCCACUUCACCUAGCUUGCCAAGGUGGGUCUGUAGGUGCUGCUGAUGCUUUACUGAAGGCUGGAGCUAGAGUUGACUCGGUUGACAGGGAUCUUAACACCCCACUACAUAUUGCCUCAGACAACAGCAGUGAAGACAUGAUCAGCCUGCUGGCAAGGUGGGAUGUCAGUGCAGGUCCAAAGAAUGUAUUAGGUGACACACCUCUUCAUGUGGUCUGUAAAAGAGGAUUUGAACACAUGAUCAUCAGUGUCUUAAAACUAACAUGUGACAUCCUACAUGAAAACAAGGAAGGCAAAACACCAUUGCAAUUAGUGUGUGAAAAAGGGUUUACACAUAUUUUAGAAAUUCUUCUAAACAGACUUUGGGUAUGUCAGAACCUCAAACAACCAAAUCUUCAGAAAGAUUUGACCAAGUGUAACCAUAAGCUUUACUUCAGUAGAUACCUUCAUAUGGCCUGUGAAGGAAAACACUGUGGCAUUGUCAAACAUCUACUACAGCACAAUGCUGAUGUGAAUCAUAAGGGCAAGACAGGGGACACACCUUUAGUAACAGCAUGUAGAGUAGAAGCUCCCGACAUUGUGAAAUUGUUGGUGGAGUGCGGAGCUGAUAUACUGUUCCAAGACAAAGAUGGACUGUCUCCGCUACACAUCACCUGCAGAAAGGGCAACAAAGAUAUUGUCAAUGUACUUUUGGAAAAAGGAGCAAAUUUUGGAGUGAUGGAUAAACAUGGACGUUCACCAUUGUUUGAAGCUGUUGAGAAUGCACAUUUAGAAAUUGUGUCAUUGUUGAUAGCACUGGGUGCAAAUGUGCGUCUUCAAAACAGAUACUACCGCACACCACUCCAUGAAGCAUGUUGGGAGGGACAUACAGAGUGUGUAAGGAUGCUCAUGAGAGCAGGAGCGGAGUUAGAUGUUCCAAAUCGCUAUGGCAACACGCCCCUCCACAAUGCAUGCAUGCAGAGACACAGGGAGGUAGUGGAUGUUCUGCUUCAGGGUGGAGCUGAAGUCUCACCAGUGAACAAGAGGAACAUGACCCCACUUCACUACGCAUGUCUCUUGGGACUGGCUGGCACUGUAGAUCUCCUUGUCAAGGCAGGGGCAGAUGGUAAUUUCACAGACUCAAAAGGCAGGACCCCUGUGGACAUGUGCUCAAGACAAGACCUUGUCACCAUCUUGACAAAUAGACAUGCUGCUAAUUCUGGGAGAAAGAGAACAAGUGGGAAAGUGUGUGAUGGUGACUUGCCUCCCAGUAAGCGACGACGGUUUCAGGACAGUCUUGACAAGUCUAAAGACCAAACUGACAAGAAUGAAGAGAUGGAACUUCUGUCUUGGAGUCUGCUUACAGGACACUGCCACUACCUCUGAUAUACACUGAGUGGGGGAUACAGACUUCAUAUCCCCCUGUGAGGCACAUGGAUCAGUGUAUACCAUAAUAUGGCUGCUCGUUAUGUGCACAUUAUCUGGCAGCUCCACAAUGUGUGUUCAGAUAGAUAGGUGUGUGAUCUAUGUAUUUGAUAUGCACACUUAUAGGCAUGCUUAUAUGUAGCAAAAAAUGGCUUUAACAUUGAUUUAUGGAUGUAAUUAUGGAAAUGUAUAUCAGGAUGUCAAAAUAGAAAGUCAUUUAAUGAAUAUUAAUAUAAGUGUAAGAAAUGUGAAUAUGGACACUGUGGUUAGGAUUUAAACAGAAUAUUGUUGUAGUAAAUGCAUUUGAAUCCAACUUAAUGUAAAUAUGUACAUAUAGCAGUUAUGUUAGGAUGUGCAAAAUAGAAUAUGAUUACCGGUAUAACAGUAGGUGAAUAAAUAAAAUUAAUGUAAAUAUGAAUACUGAUGUUAGGAUAACCAAUGUAACCUAUCAAUAUAUAUGACCAACCAUGCGAUAAGGGACCUUAUGGGUGAAAAAUCACAUUUUGACUUUUCAUAAUAUUUUAAAACUUCAGCAUCUCCGGCACACAAAAAAACAAUUCACAAGCUUCAAUUCAUAUUUAUCACAGAGAUACAUGACAUUAAACAUUUGAACUCAUUUUUCUAUUAUAACUGUUUAUGUAAUAAUUACAGUUUUUAGAUAUAAUGCCUGAUGAAUUGAAAGUAAACCUGAAGGGUUUUGAAGUAAUGUUUUUAUUUCAUUGCAAACUAACAAGAGAAAAAUAAGAUGUUUUUUGUACAGUCUGCACACAUGGCAAUCUUCACUGAAGUAAGUUCACUUAUGACUUAUAAAAAAAGCGACAAUAAACAUUUCAAUACACAUAAGAAAUCAUAAGUAAUAAGAGUUGAUUGUACAAUUCUGACACUAUGAUAAACGUGUUUAUGAAUUACUCUUAAAUAGUGAUGAUCCCUGGUGUUUAUAAAAUGGUGAACAUAUCCUGCCUCACCAGUGCCACGCAUCACAAACACAUGGAAAGACAAGUCAAUUGUUCACUUUUCCUCUGCCUGUUACGCAUUUAUAGUAAUUCAAAAAAGAUUUUAUUGAAAGUGUUGUAUUCGUUUGUAAAUAAUACGACGACAGAAGAUACAAGUUAAAUACCCAUAUGUUACAAAAGCAGAUGACAAACAAAACUUGACACAUGUUCUUGGUAGAAGAAAUGAAAUUUCUCAAAUAUGUGUUGAUUCUUAAAAUGUGUAAAUAAUCUCAAUAAAUCUAUAAUAUACCAGAAACAUGACAUGGUCUUUCCUAAAAUAUAAGUUAUGUGCACCUAAAACAUUGCUUGUAAUAACUAUGUAGUGUGGGCUGAUACUAGAAUGUAAACUGGGAAUAUACAUUUAUAUGCAGCUCAUGUAAAUAUGGACACCAAUGUUAGAAUGUGAACAGAGAAUAUGCAAUAAUAUGCAGCUCAUGUAAAUAUGGACACUAAUGUCUGGAUGUAAACAUAGAAUAUGCAAAUAUAUGCAGCUCAUGUAAAUAUGGACACUAAUGUUAGAAUGUGAACAGAGAAUAUGCAAUUAUAUGCAGCUCAUGUAAAUAUGGACACUAAUGUUAGGAUGUGAACAGAGAAUAUGCAAUUAUAUGCAGCUCAUGUAAAUAUGGACACUAAUGUUAGGAUGUAAACAGAGAAUAUGCAAUUAUAUCCCGCUCAUGUAAAUAUGGACACUUAUGUCAGGAUGUAAACAGAGAAUAUGCAAAUAUAUGCAGCUCAUGUAAAUAUGGACACUAAUGUUAGGAUGUAAACAGAGAAUAUGCAAAUAUAUGCAGCUCAUGUAAAUAUGGACACUAAUGUUAGGAUGUAAACAGGAUAUGCAAUUAUAUGUAGCUCAUGUAAAUAUGGACACUAAUGUUAGAAUGUGAACAGAGAAUAUGCAAUUAUAUGCAGCAUGGACACUAAUGUUAGCAUGUAAACAGAGAAUAUCCAAUCAUAUGCAGCUAAUGUAAACAUGGACACUUAUGUCAGGAUGUAAACAUAGAAUAUGCAAUUAUAUGCAGCUAAUGUAAAAAUGGACAGUAAUGUCAGGAUGUAAACAUAGAAUAUAGUUUCAUCAAUAUGACCUUUAAUGUAAAAAAUGUAAAUAUGGACACUGAUGUCAGGAUGUAAACAUAGAAUAUGGUUUCAUCAAUAUGACCUUUAAUGUAAACAAUGUAGAUAUGGACAGUAAUGUCAGGAUGCAAACAUAGAAUAUGGUUUCAUCAAUAUGAUUCUCAAUGUAAACAAUGUAAAUAUGGACACUUAUGUCAGGAUGUAAACAUAGAAUAUGGUUUCAUCAAUAUGAUUCGCAAUAUUUGAACAAUGUAAAUAUGGACACUUAUGUCAGGAUGUAAACGUAGAAUAUGGUUUCAUCAAUAUGAUUCGCAAUAUUUGAACAAUGUAAAUAUGGACACUGAUGUCAGGAUGUAAACAUAGAAUAUGGUUUCAUCAAUAUGACCUUUAAUGUAAACAAUGUAAAAAUGGACACUUAUGUCAGGAUGUAAACAUAGAAUAUGGUUUCAUCAAUAUGACCUUUAAUGUAAACAAUGUAAAUAUGGACACUAAUGUCAGGAUGU